Molecule: messenger RNA, 1928 nt
Organism: Betta splendens (Siamese fighting fish)
Lineage: Eukaryota; Metazoa; Chordata; Actinopteri; Anabantiformes; Osphronemidae
Gene: mfsd8l2
Product: major facilitator superfamily domain containing 8-like 2
Exons: 11
Coding region: 60-1502 (480 amino acids)
Biological process (GO): transmembrane transport
Molecular function (GO): transmembrane transporter activity
Source: RefSeq, a predicted model, not a curated record
UCCGUGCGAGAUGUGCCGACGGAGCUCGGAGCCUAAAAGGCAGCAGGACACCGAGCACAAUGAAUAACCACAAGAAGAGGAAUCUAACUUUUUUCACCAUUGGGCUGAUAUUCAUGCUGAGCGGCAUUGAGUACGCCGUCAUCCUGCCCACCGUAUGGACCUAUCUGCAGAUUCUGGAGGCCCCUCCCUACUUCCUGGGCCUGGGUCUGUCUGCUUUCAGCCUGGCCGGGCUGCUCGCCGACCCGCUCUUUGGGUUCUGGUCGGACAGGAGUAAGAAAACAAAGUCCAUCGUUCUUUUUGCCAAUCUGUUCGAGAUUGCAGGCAACUUCCUGUAUUUUAUUGGAUACUCGAAGUGGCUGUUGUUAUGCAGCCGGCUCGUAGCAGGUGUCGGAGCAGGAGCGGGCUCCUCCAUCUUCGGUUUCCUGACCCGGAGCACUCGGCCCGAGGAGCGCUCCGGCAUCUUCGCCGCCAUCAUGGCCUGUCGGCAGGCCGGCCUGCUUCUCGGGCCGGCGCUCAACCUGUUCCUGCGGCUGUGUGAUUUCAAACUGGGGCCCUUUGCCGUGAACAAGUACACGUCUCCCGGGAUCUUCAUGUGCCUGCUGUGGGUGCUGCUCCAGUUCGUGGUUCUGGCCCUGUACUGGGACUCGCCCCCCAUCAGCUCUGAAGGAGGAGCGGGGGCGAUGGAGAUGAAGCGGGGCCGACGCGGCGACGAGGAGGAGGAGGAGGAGGCGCCGCUGGUGGGGUCCGACGAGGAGCCGGCGCAUGCGUACCGCGCCGUCGGGUCGAGCCAAUCGGAGAGCUCGGCCUCGCCGGAAACGCGGCCCGUCCGCCGCUCCUCCGAGGCGUCGAACCCGUUCAAGCGCUUCAGCGCCAGCAGAGAGUUUCUCAGGGAGGAGGUUGUUGUUCUCCUCACAGCUCAGUUCAUCACUCUCUUCAAUCAGACGGCGCUGGAGACCAUGGUGACGCCCGUGACGCAGCGCUACUUCGGCUUCGGCGAGCUGGGCAACAGCCUGAUGUACAGCCUGUGCGGCGUGGAGGUCAUCCUGGGCUUCUUCUUCGUGCGCUGGCUGAGCGGCAGGGCGGCGGACCGCGCCGUGCUGGCCGCGGGCCUGCUCAUCUGCUCCGCGGCCUGCGUCUGGUGCCUGCUCUUCCUCUGCGACCCCCGAGGUGGUUACAGGUGGGAGCUGGCCGCCUUCGUCGUCGGCGUCUUCCUGCAGCUGCUGGGACUUCCCUUCGUGGCCGUGUCUCAGGUGUCCCUCUUCUCCAAAGUCACGGCGGAGAAAACACAAGGAUUCAGCCAAGGCGUCAGACGCUCGGUGGGGGGUCUCGCCACCAUCCUGGGUCCUCUGUGGGCCGGAGGCCUGACCGCUAAUUUGUACAUAAUGCUGGGCUUGAUGCUGGCUCUCCUCCUGAUGAUAACAGUGAUGACGGCGCUGUCCUACGAGCGGCUGACGGAGCCCAGGGCCGUGCAGAGCGCCCAGAGCUGCGACAGCGGGGGGUAGCAGCGGUCACCGAGGCUGGAGACGGAGGGAGGGAGGGAGGGCCCUUCAUCAGCCCAUACCCGCCGGGUGAAGAGGAAAGUGUCGGAGUGUGGAAUAAAAGCUGUUCUGAUAACGUACCGCGCCUCACAAGCUGCAGCUCAGUCCCAGUCAAACACAAUGCUUUAAACCCCCCCAUCUCCAUCUGUCUAUUAAUUAAAUGCUACACAAGGGGGCACCAUUGCUCUCAUAUUGAAUAUUCAGAGGCUAAGUGAAGAUGAAAGCCAUUAUUUUUAAACUGAACUAUUUAUAUUCCCAGGUGUUGAUGAAAAGAUAAACUGAGCAGGUUUAUUCCAUGUGACCCACAAUUUCUCGUUUCCCGUCUCACUUCCUUUAUUCGCUCAAAAAAAAAAAGAAACACACACACACACACACACACACACACACACA